Psylliodes chrysocephalus is the source of this 4615-nucleotide messenger RNA. Lineage: Eukaryota; Metazoa; Arthropoda; Insecta; Coleoptera; Chrysomelidae. The record is from the annotation of a GenBank genome assembly.
UAAACAAUCGAAGGUAGUUCAAUUAAUUGUUUGAAAUAAAUAAUUGAUUUAGUAAUGUAACAAUUGAAAGUUGCAUAGUUCAUUUGUGAAAAAUGCUUAUUAGUUAUCUGAAGAUGAGUUUGGCCAUUUUGGGAAUCGUUAGUGCCUUGAAUAUUGAUACUGAAUUGAGAGUAAUGACAAUUGACUGUUACGAAAGGUUAGCCAUUGGACAAAGACUGAAUCCAAAUAACGUAUACAAGUCUUUCCCCUACAAUACAGCAACAGACUGCAAAAAAGCAUGUUCGAAAGAAAAAAUCGUCUGUAAAGCUUUUAGUUUUGGAAUAGCUGAAAAAGGAAAUGCUACCUGUGAACUAAGCGCAGAUGCUAUCAAAGAAACUGCCGAUUUAAAACCGAUUGGAACAGUUGCUGAUACAGAUUUUGAUCUAUAUAUAAAAAAAUUAGGAUGUACUCUAGUUACUGAACCAAGCCAUCAUAAACCUCCAAGCCAAAGUGUUCAAUUACACUCAAAACCUGCUACUUUAGGUAAUAUUCAAGAGGAAGCGAUUAGUCAUAAUCCUUCAAAUAAACCAUUAUCAAACACGCCAUCCACUUAUUCAAACCCAAAUCAUCCUGAUCCUCUUCAUAAUGUACAAACAGUAGUAAGCGUAGCUACAAGACCUCAGGCUGUACUUAAUCCAACACAUGGGAUCUUGGUUGCUGGUGAAAAUCAAAAUAGUUACGGUUUUGGGAUUGAGUCACUACCAUAUGAAUACUAUAAUAGCUUUCGGCCUGAUGAAAGUUAUAAUUAUAAUGGGAUAAAUCAAGAUAUGAGGCCUUUUGGUCCCGUUGACUAUCCAGAUAUAGACAGAUACGAUUUUCAUGCAAACGAUAAUAGACUACAUGGUGACAGAUAUGGAGAAAAAACGCCACCACGUCCCUAUUUUCAUACACGUUACCCUGUUCCAGACAAAUAUGGUUCUGUCAUACCACAUCCAGAUGAGUAUUAUAAACGACCGACUCACCAAGAAUACCCAGUCCCAAAUUAUAACCCCAACAACGUAGAAUACUAUUAUAACAGACCACCGAAACCAAUCCAAGAAAAACCUGUGAAUGAGUACAAUUCCGAAUACCAUUACAGCCAACCAUCAAAACCAUUCCCAGAAAAACCUGUGAAUGAGUACAAUUCCGACUACCAUUACAACCAACCAUCAAAACCAUUUGUUGAAAAACCACUAGAAGAAAACUAUAAUUCAAAGCCAGUAUCGUUGUCUCUUAUUUAUGAAAUAGAAAACACCGGAAACCAUGCACAAUCGGAUACGCUGUAUCAAGAUCCUCCGAAGAAGUUGAAUGGUUAUGGUCCAAAUAACCACGUUGUUAAUAAAGACAAACAUCCACCCCAUAAUUAUAAAGAAUUUUCUUCAAAGCCGAUUGUUACGCAUAGUACUGGUCAUAAGGGUGAACAAAUAACAUCGAUAAUCACUGAAAUCAGAGAUAGAGCUUGUUUCAGGAGAGUCAUGGCUGGAAAACGUAUUUCGCGUGGUCUAGUCAGAAGAGCGUUGAUUUGCGAGAGCUUGGAAGAUUGUCAAACGCAGUGUGCAGAUGAAAAAAUUUUUAUUUGUGAAGGGUUUAAUUAUAGGUUGGAUCCAUCUGGUAGAGGAAAAGGUGACUGCGAAUUACUAAGUGUACCUUUAUCAAGGAUAGACGUCUACAGGGAUACCUAUCCCGAGCCAGAUUACGAUUAUUACGAAAGAGACAGAAAUGCAGCUGCGUUAAAUUGUAGACAAAGACCUUCUGGUUACAAGUACAACAACCAAUACAACAGUUACAAUGGAUACAAUGAUUACGAUGAUUAUAGACAUGGAAUUAGAGACACUAACAAUCCCUAUGGCGUAAGGAAUCGUUUACCAGAUAGGAGAUAUGAUUAUGAGGCACCUAGAAGACCUUUAAUACCAGCACCGUAUAGACAGCCAGAACGUUGGCCGGAUGACUAUUACAGACCUCGCCGUCCUGAAAUAGAUCGAAGAUACGAUUCCCAUUCGUACGACUACGGUAACCGACCUAACACCAAAAGAAGAGGAGAUUUCUCAUAUCUCCCUCAAACCACUCAUUUCUUUAAUGAACACGACAGAAUUGACAAUAGGAGAUAUUCUGCUGCUCCAUUACUCCCUCCCCAACCAGUUCCUUUCGAUCAAAAACCAUACGAUUCAUUUCCAUCUAUCAAUUACUACAAGUAUCAGAAAGACAGGUGGGAUAUUGAUACCCACCGAUAUGGUGAAACUCACGGUUUCAAACCGAAUGCUUAUUUACCUCCUAGGAAAGAAGCUCCAAACGAUUGGGGACUCUAUCAUAAAUACAAAAAUAAUUAUAGCUAUUGGGGUUUAAAUAAAUAUGGAGGAGGUAGCUAUCUACCGCCGGAUCCUGCUUUAACCCCGCCUGAAGUUGGAAGUUACAUACCAGUUCCUAAACCUGUUGAACCUAGUAGCAUAUUAGUAGUACCGGAUAGUUCACUUUUACCUAUUGAGCAUAGGAGACCUACUUACAACUAUAUACAAGACGAAUGUUCUUUGAGAAGUGUUACUGGAUUUAAGUUACAUAAACGAAUAGUGAAAAAGUACUUUGCAGUUCCAAAUAUUUACGAAUGUGAGCUGUUGUGUUUCAAAGAAAAGGAUUUUCCAUGUGCUUCUUAUGCAUAUCGAUAUACUGUUACUGUAUCGGAACCAUCGGAAAAUUGCUAUUUGAGUAACGUAGACUACAAAGAGCUGGACAACUAUACAGAUUUGGAACCCGAUAGAGAUUUCGAUGUUUAUACCAUGAAUAAUAGGAAUAAAUGCGAACAACCCCUAAUCCAAAGCAGAGAAAGUAGCGAUUGUUUUUGGAGAGUCAGAAGUGGUGAACGAUUACAUGACAAGAUCGUAAGGGAUUCCUUAAAAGCUAAUUCUAUUGUUGAUUGUCAAAUAGAAUGUUUGAAAUCAAAAAAAUUUACUUGUAGAGCAUUUAGCUAUAGAUAUGGACCUCACACGGUUGGCGGACUAAUUGAUAAUUGUCAGUUAACAGAUUGGCCGUAUUACGAAUUAAAUCCUUCAAUUCACUUUAUUCUCGAACCUGGAUUUGAAAUUUAUGAACGAGGCAGUUUCGGUCACGGUUGCGAAACCGGCCAUUUUGGAAUCAAAGGUCAUCACGAACAUAAACCAAUUUUUAAUCCAGAUCAGCUUUGUUACAUUGGAUUUGGAUCGCCUGCUCGUCUUUUACCACAUGCGAUUAAAAAAUCAGUAAGAGUUUUUUCUGAACUUGAAUGUAGAGAGGAGUGUUCAAAAUCGAGACUGGAAACCCUCUUCCAAUGCAUGUCGUUUAGCUUUAGAGCCAAUACUCCGGGAACCAGUCCAAACUGUGAUCUCUCCGACAUUUAUCAAAGAGACCUGCUUCCUAAACUGGAUUACGUAUAUGAUCCACAUUCUUUGUUAUUUGCAUGGGACAACUACAAUCCUGAUUGUGUGAUUUUAGGAGACGAUUCUAUACGGACCAAUCACAUCACGAACGGAUUAUACGACAGAGAUUAUUUGCCUUAUGCGAUGGAUACGUGGAGGGUCUACAGUGUUAGUGGAUGGCCUUGCAAAAGAGGAGCACGUUGUCAGGAGAACCUUGAAGCAGGAUUCUGGUUUUGUGAACUUGAAGGUGGAGUAAACGGUGCUUGGGACUACUGCUGUAGACCAGAACAUCAAUGUGGAGCAUCUAAUGGCUACCCGUAUCUGUGGUGUUACGUUGGACCAGAGCGAUCUCAAUGGAGAAAAUGCAGCGAAAAAUAUUACCCUUAUCUACCUGAAACUGACAAGAUAGACGAUAGAAAACAUUUUUCUCCUAAUCCUCAUCGGCAACCGUGGCGUCCACCAAUAUUUAGACCUGAUAGACCACCGGGUCAGCAUCCUGUUCCUCCGCCCGCUUUGAGCCUUGAUCAGUACGAAAUGAUAUUCAAUGAACAGUUUUUAGAACCACCUUUACCAGGAGGAAUCGGGCAACCACGACAUUGGCCAGUAUCGUACCUGCAUAAGGAAAUGCCACCGAACAUGACAGAAUCGAAACUGGCACGCAUGGAAACCGAAGAUACUAAAUACGCGGCCAUACAAAAUUUAAUAAACACAAUCAAAAAUAACGAUCUUAAAAAUAUACAAUACCACAUCUCGAACGAGUCCAACAAAAAAGACGACAUUCUGUUCGUCAAAAUACCAUUGCCAACAAAUUUUACAAACGAUAACAAAGAAAUAUUGAACAAUUCCACGAUUAAUUUGCAACCGAUUACAGUGGAAGACGAUAAUUUUGAUACGAAACGUUAUCAGAAGUCACUGCCACCGCUUGUAAAUUGGAAUACUAAAGAUAGUGCUCUUAGCGAUGACACAAGAAGAGCUCCAGUUUACAGGAGAGCUUUCAUAACCCGUACCAAUGUUACCACACAUGGAAGACAGUCCUAAUGAAGUUUUUAUCACGUAAAAUAUUUUAUGGCGAUUUACCAGCUGAAUUAAGCACCGAUUUCCACAAAGAUCUCAAUCCAAGAUUAAAAUUAUAUAGUUACUUGCUUAAACGCAAUCAUUUUGUGCAAAUGCAAUUAUAUCACCAAUUUUUGAUUAAAGAACAUUUGAUAUUU